This is a messenger RNA of Arabis nemorensis, 612 nucleotides long. NCBI's taxonomy places the organism in Eukaryota, Viridiplantae, Streptophyta, Magnoliopsida, Brassicales, Brassicaceae. The record is from the annotation of a GenBank genome assembly.
AUGGGACAUGACUUACCAGAUUGGACUCUUGCGGACGAACCUGCGUACCUUACAUACGAGGAUGGUUUUGAGCCUCAUGAGAUGUAUCUUCCGUUUAUAAGACGCGGUGAAGGUAAACCGCCUCAUCUCACUUCUGAAGAUGAAGAACGCCUCAUCAACGAACAGAUCAGAAAAAGCCAGGGGUUCGACAUCGAGUUCGAGAUUUUCCGCUGCAUGUUUAACUACCAACCGCUUAAUUUCGAUGAUAACAACCAGUUCUUCACGGGAGAAGAAACCACCAGACAGUUAUUGGAAAGGCUGACUCGGGAAUCCCUUGAGGGAUUCAAUAAACAAAAGGGUACAAAAUACCAAUUUGUCAAGUUUCUUAAAGGCAAUUUUAACGAGGCUAUGUGCCCUGCCAUAAUGUUUUACAUUACCUUUCAAGGUAAGGACCCAUCCGAUGAUGAGCCAAAGGACUUCCAAGCUAAGAUCUGCUAUUUUUAUCAUGAGCUGCCUAAGUACAUCUACUGUGAGCUGAAACCCGGGAAAAAAGUUCACUCCAUUGAAACUGCAGAGAAAGAAGCUGCCAAGAAACCAAGGUUGACAGAGGAGCUAGAGCAAACUAAUGCCUAA